Molecule: messenger RNA, 4904 nt
Organism: Anopheles funestus (African malaria mosquito)
Lineage: Eukaryota; Metazoa; Arthropoda; Insecta; Diptera; Culicidae
Exons: 5
Coding region: 325-3585 (1086 amino acids)
Biological process (GO): regulation of DNA-templated transcription
Cellular component (GO): nucleoplasm
Source: RefSeq, a predicted model, not a curated record
AAACAUAAAUGGGAGCUAGGACAUAUUAUGCCAAUUCAGUUAGAAUAUCACACGGAACGACAGAUCGCACCUGGAUUGUCCGCAUCGGCGCGAAUACGGAAGCUCGAAAGUAGUUUUUAGUUAUUACAAAAAUAUGCAAUAUUUCGGAUGGCCAGCUGGCGAACAAUGAUGUGAAAAUAGCAUCGAUCGUAUCGCUCGUAAAGGAAAGGAAGUGAAGUGUUUUGAUUGGGGUAUAACGCGGUCCAAGCCAAACGCACGGCUUCGGUGGUGUUUCGAUUUGCAAAGCUACAGAAAAGACGCUGGCGACGUUGAAUGUGAAUAAAAAUGUGGCCAAUGAAACUGGACAUGACCCGAGAAGAGUGUCGGGGCGUUCUCAGACGCCUAGAGCUUGAAUCGUACGGCACAGUGAUAAGUACAUUUCGGGCCCAGGGGUGUCUGAGCAAAGAAAAGCUGCGAAUGCUGGAGGAUUUACGCCAAAUGUUACACAUUUCCAACGAUCGACACAGAGCGGAAGCGAGACGCGUUGCAAACGAUGAACGGCUCACUACGGUUGCGGAAAUCAUUUCUGGACCAAACAGUGGGCAAGACUGGCGUCGUGAAGGACAUCGUUCCUUUCCUAUUCUGCCCCGAACGGUACCUCACACUGCUUUGACGUAUAUUGCUAACACUGUGUUCGAACAGUUGACUCUAGCAAAUUCGAAACUACCACAUCCAGCUGAUACGUCUUACGAUCGACUGAAGAAAGCGGAGGAAAUGUUUAGAUUCGAGCUGGUUAGGAAAGAAUCUUCAUUGUUUGAGAAAGGUUUUGUACGCGAUGCGGCUGUUGUUACUUCGGAUCCGCUACAGGACAUCAUGUCCAAAAGUUAUGUCAAAAGAGAGGAGAGCCGUAAUGCCGUAUCAUCAAAAUCGACAGAAAAGCCAGCAUUGGAAACCGGUACAGAUAGUGCCACAACAUCGAAUGGUGAGAAAAUGUCGGGCAAUUCCGAGUCCGUUCCCGAUCAAUCGUCGUUGUGUGAUAUACUGUUGAACAAGGAUAUACCCUCAGAAAACUACGACCAUUCGCAAUCGAAAUUGAAUAAAUCUGGAGAACGUUUGCCCAGAAAAAAGCCACAAGCAACAAAACGAACAUGGAAAUCAAAAUCAUCCUAUCCGCCGGCCAAACUUUUCAAGCAUACUUUAUCAAAAAAUGGAAAACAAACCUCCAGAGCAAAUAACGUGCACAGUCCUCACCUGAUCCAUUCGUACGCGGUGCCAUUCGAUACAAAGGAUGCCACAGCUAACGGAGGUUCAACUACGGAACCGCUACAGUUACAGCAACAUCUCACAUCUAACUUGUCGCAACAAAAUCAACAAAACAACCAGAGUACGACUGUUGGUCCAAUGGGAAGAUCGCAACCGUUCCCCGCUCCCGUUGGGGUUACGGGUCAUGGAGGUGCUACACCAUCGCUGAUGUACAACCAUCAGCAAGGAAUCCUGCCAUCGUCCAAAAAGGACAUACAGUACAAUUUAUUCAAAUUAAAACCAACGCAAAGCAGCUUAGGAUCGAAGGGGAACGCGAAUGUACCUACGAAAGGAAUAGGGUUCUAUUCGCAUGGCAAAUCACUUCCGCAUCCGCUGCUACACUAUCAAAAGAAAUCGCCCAGCAAGAAUAUCCUUAUUCCUACGUCAACUGCGGCAGCCACAUUGGCCAGUUUGGGCCUACCAACACCGCUCCAUCCACCACUAACGGAUCAUUCAAACAAUUGGGUAAGCUCGAAAAUUCGUGACACUAACCCAAAACCAGCUAAGCAUGUGAAAACAAGUAUACCAAUGCCGGUUGAUAAUGAAACCGAGCGUUCCAGCGUUCUUUCCGGUGACAAACUCAACGUACCGGGUACGGAAUUACCCAGCAAUGCUGUUCGUCCCCCUUUGUCGAAUGAAGUGCUCACGGAAUGUACGGAACAAUCGGUUGAAAAGAACUCUGUUGCUAAAACGCCCGUAACUUUGAAUAAUGCUACACUAUCGCCCAUCCCGAACAAUGCUAACUUACCGACACAACCUAACCUUGCCGGAUUUACCGCGGUGAAAAGCGGAACCAAAUUGUCGGUGCACAAAAUGCAGCUAAUACCGGUUGCUGGUGUCACGCAAAAUGCUCCUCUUACUCCGACAGCACAGAAAAACAACGUCUUUAUCCUGCCGAAAGCAUCGUCCAUGUCUGGUGGGCUAAAUCUGGGACAGAAGAUCACUAUCCCGAAGAGCAUUGUAGAGUCAUCGACGAUCGUACCACCCGUGUCAAGUCCGCCGAAGGUGAUUGUUCAGUCGGUUCCCAAUCCGUACAGUGUAGCGACGACGACGUUCGACAUGAACAUCUAUCGGCAAAAUACGGUACCGUCUCCGAAGUUGCGUACUAGCGAUGAGAAGCCAAGUAGCACUGUUCCCGUAACAGCAACCAAGGAGCUUAGUGAAACAUUCGGCAAUGAGCGAUCGACACUGCAGGAUGUAUCAAAUGCACAAAAGCGAUCAUCUUCCGCUACCAUCCCUUGUGAUGGUGUAACUGGACUAAAGAUAAAAAUUUCUACCAGUCAGCUCGUUCCUUUUAAGGGCACAUUGCAUGCGACCUCUGUACCAUCCACAAAUACAAGCUGUAUAGCGAUAGGAGCUAAAAAGUUGAAAUAUGAUGCGGAUACUUCUGUUACUGGUGGUGCUGCUUCAUCUGGCCGUACAGUUCCAAAUGAGACGGAUUGGGAAAAUGAAUUAGAUCGUGCAAGUUUUAUUCAAACCACUAAUGAACAUAUUAUGGUGAAAAAUAGUUCCAUAGGGGACCAGCAACCUUCCACUUCCAACCAGCCACCAGAUCAUUCAAUACAACCCACUACAACAUCAAUGCACAAAGAUGAAAGGAAAUUUUUCGUCGAUGAAGAAAGCCAUAGGGAUGACAGCGUAUUGCACAAUACACUACCCUCGUCCGAAGGGACAAAUGAUAGAACAGGGCAAAGUGAGGACGAUAUUGGCACUACCGAACGGGGAGAUGACUCGUCCGUAACUGAUUCGGCCGAUGCAGAGGACGAUAUCGAAGAUGAGGAGGAGACGGAAGAGUGUGAAGGAAUUGAGGAAGACGACUUUGGUGAUGAUGCCGUAGACGUCGAAAUGGAAACGCAGCCAAUCAUCAUUGAGGAGGAACCAGCAAACUACGAUCAUCUCAUAGAGGAAGUGCCGGAAGAUGAACAGUUUGUGGAGGAGGUUGAGGAUGGUCCGAUGGAGUUUAUCAGUGUUGGAUAUGGUACUACGGGCGAAUUAGUUACAGAACUAGAAAGCGGCAGCGCGCAGCAAAUUAUAGAAGAACAUUGUCCCACGAACGGUGUGGUGCAAGAAAUAUUGCCACGGGAAGCAAAUUAUGCCCAAAGUACCGGUGGUUUCGGAUCGGUUGAAAAUGGUAAUUUGCAAGCAUAUACAGUAUCGGGCGGCAUAGUGUGUAAUCUGCUGGAGGUGGGCUCAGAUGGUAAAUAUCACACUCGGCCCUACUCUUACAAACAGAUGCUCGCCGAAGGGAUGCCGUCUGUAUCGGAAGCGGUUAAACAAACACAUCCGACGGUAAGAUUAAGCUAGAUAAGCACACGGAACUAAAAGCAAAAAUACGUACGGGAAAGCAGUGCAAGUGGGACAUACACAAGUACAAGUAGCUUUGUGGGAGAUUAUCAAUCGAUACACGGCUCAAUAAUAGCGAAAACAGUAACAAAGAAAAACGAACCUAAAAUGAUUAAGGUACGUGAUCUUAUUACGUUGUUAUACUAUUUAUUUUCGAGCCGUUGCUUUAACGCUUUUUUUUGUAACUAUUGGCAUAAGAAACAAUGAAAUUGUUUAGUUACACCUGAUUUACAACCGUUUUCUCUGGUGAUGUGUAUAGUUCUUGGGAGGCGUUUGGACCUUUACGCAUAAAGCUGGUGGCGAAUCAAAUCAGCAAUUAUUAGGUUGAACCGAUAGCACCUUUUCAAGCUGUUGCAUAGCACAACUUAUACAUUAGUGAAUAAUAUUAUUGCUCCGUAAAUACCUCAAAAAGUUAUAAUGUCAUUUAUCGUUUCUGCUUUUUAAGUACACAAAUGUAUGCUCUCGUCACGUAUCGGGAAUCAUUUGGUGCAUUCUGCACAUUCUGAAAGUGCAGUGGACUAUGAAAGUUAAUUUUGUAAACUGUACAUUGAGUGUAUAUAACAUUCAUUUGUCAUUUCAAUUGUAGAAUUUACAUGAAGUGUGUCACUAUAAGGGUAACUAGAUACUAGCUAAUCGAAUUAAAUGGUGGUCAAGAGGUGCGUUCGAUUUUUAAACUUAAAUGUAAGAUAUUACUGACCCUUACCGGGUGCGAGGGCAGCCGCAUAACGAACUGUUGUCAGAUGCAUAUAUUAACUAUCCCUUAUAAGCAGAGGGUAAAGCAUAGGAGAGUGAAAAUCUUCACACAGGUCGACAUUUAUACAGUAAGAAUAGCUUUAAGCGUCGUGAUGUCAAACUUUUUUCUUUUUCUAUUCAAGCAAUUUUUGAAACUGUUAUCAGUUCUCUAAACUAGUGUUCUAAAAGUUGCACUGAUUUAUUUUCGAUUUAUAUUUUGAAUUGUGAACGCGGACGAAAGAGUGUGAAGAAUAUUACAACAAAGAAUGUGAGGAUUCGGUGGGCAAUACAAAACGAUCUGUUCAGUUAUAAAAUUGUAUCGUUAUGUUUAAGCAAACAGGUUGGCACACAUGUUGAAAAAAGAGCAUUAUUUUACAACUCAUUGUAAAUAGUACCAUCGUUCUAUUGUGGUAAAACAGGCCAAUCCGAAGGGCAACAAAUUGUAAUCCUAAUGUAACAAGCGGAUAUUAAUGUCGAGUAGAGUUGACUUCUUGCUACAUAAUGAAGAUAAAUUUAAAUAAAUAAUAAAUUGUAAAUUUUAAGAUAAA